Molecule: messenger RNA, 3143 nt
Organism: Podarcis muralis (Common wall lizard)
Lineage: Eukaryota; Metazoa; Chordata; Lepidosauria; Squamata; Lacertidae
Source: RefSeq, a predicted model, not a curated record
GGUCUCCGCAUGAAGUUCAUGCAGGCUGUUGUCAGGUUCACUUUCGGGGUCUUGUCGUCGGAGGAGGCAGCGCGCGGGAUGAGGGAGACCUCCCCGUCCCGCGGCGGCGGCGGCGGCGGCGGCGGCUCUUAACCCCUGGGAUUCCGCGGAGAGCUUUCCCCGCGCUGCGCUCUGAGAGGGAUGGGCUGCAAGGGGAGCAAAAUGGGCUGCUGCGAAUCGGGAAGAAAGAAAAAGAUCAAAAUUCAGCAUGAAAGAGGACAGGCAUCCUGUGAAUUAAAGGCACUGAAGACAGAAAAUGCCUGUUUACACGAGGAAGCAGAGAAAGGGAAGGCAGAGCUGCUGGAGAAGCAGAGAAAUGAGAUCACAAGGCUCCAACAACAACACCAGGAGGAGAAAGUGUGUCUGGAGAAAGCUCACCGCGCUGAGACUGAGAAACUUAGCCAAGACAUUAAAAUCCAGAUAGAAAAGGAGAAGGAUUUACAAUGCAAGCAACAACUCUCUGAGCAGCAUGACUUGCUGAAAAAAGAACAGGAAGAGAGACUCCGAGAACUCCAGAAAGCACAUGACGAAGAGAAAGUGCUCCUGACCGAAUCCUACCAAAAGUCCCAGUCAUCUUUGCAGGAGACUGUAGACAGAUUGAGUUCCCAGAUGAAGUCCUUCCAAGAGAAAAUGAAACGGGUGGAAGAGUCAAUCCUGAGCAGAGAUUAUAAGAAACAUAUCCAGGAUUAUGGGAGUCCCAGCCAGUUCUGGGAACAGGAACUAGAGAGUCUACAUUUUGUCAUUGAGAUGAAGAAUGAACGCAUUCACAACUUGGACAAAAAGCUGCUCAACCUGGAAACGGUGAUGGAGAGAAAUUUGUUGCUCGAGGAGAAAGUUAAAACCCUUCAACAGGAGAAUGAAGAUCUCCAAGUUCGGAUGCAGAACCACAUGGCAGUGACAAGGCAACUGUCCGACGAGCUCCUCACUCUCCGCGAGUCCCUGGAGAAGGAGUCGCAGCUGCGAGCACAAGCUCACCGGGAGAAGGAAGAGCUGCUGUACCGAGUGCUGAAUGGUGACUCUCCCCACCCGUUCCCUAUCUCCACGGAGGCAACACUCAUCGCUACGUAGCAUUCGGAUAGGCCAGAAAGACUGGGGUGGGGCAGGGAGGGGAGAGGUGGCUCCUUCCUUUUGUUCUAGGCCUCUCUAUUGUCAACUAGACCUAGAACUCUCAUGCUGAGUGGCACUCGGGUGCAAGGAAGCUUCCGGAGGUUCUGUGUGCUUUGAUUUUCUCCCAUAGGUGGCCUCGUUGUUUUGUGACACUUGAAGAGGUUGAAUUGGCCUGCCUUAGGAAUGGGGGGGGGGUUACUCCGCAUCCCCUCACACACAAAAAGAGGUCAGCUUUAAUGCUAGCCAAGACAUUUCUGUGUAUGCCACUAAGCACUGACUAAGGGUCUUGCCCCACCCCACCCCCUCAGGGAGGUAGCAAGACUUGCUACCUCAUAUAUAUUGGGCCAAGGUAGAAAUGGCGGAGAUACGGUGGGAAUCCGAGUGACCCAUAAUUUAAGAUUUCAGUAGAAAAAGCUGUAGGUGAGAAGAAGUCAUAGGAGAGUAGAGAGGCAAUGGAAGUUUGAAGGCGCAGGCCCAGAUCCGAACGUCCUUUCAUCUGCCAGGUUUUGGAGGAACCAAAGUUUGCAUGCCCACAACUGUUUUGGUCUGAUUGCAUUUUGAUUCCUAAAUGCAAAACUUUGAGAACUCAGGCAAAAAUAUGGAUACAAACUUCUGUGGUUGAGGUCCAUUCUAGAUGUUCGCCCAGUCACAAAGGAGCUACUUAUCAGCUCCUGUGUUGCUAAGAGAACUUUCUCUCUCUCCAGAAAAUGACUCUGCUGUGUCAUUUUCUCUGCUCGAUGACCAUAAUCCCUCCUUACAUACCCUCCUCCAUGAUGUGUUCAAUCCCUGCCCACAUGGCUGCCAUCAUUUCCGUGUUGAAACUGCUGCAUCAGAUAAGCAGCUGCUGACACGCCUUGGGAGAGAAUUGAACGGACACCUCCUUGGGCUCGGUUCCUUUCAAAAAAAAUAUUUUUUCAAUAGAAGGUAUUUUUGCCUGCUUUUAUGAGUUCUUUGUCAGUUUAGAAAACAACAGAUUGGAAAUGGCCUUAAAAUUGCAAGCCUUUGGAAACCAAGGGAUUUUUUUUUCUUUUUUAAAAAAGCAAUUUAGCUUCUUGAGAAGCUGAAAAGGAAGCUGGUGCCCUCCACUGGUUGUGAUGAAGCAGUGCUAGUAGUUGCAGAGAAACAGAAGUUGCUCCAGGCUGGAGAAACUAGAGGCUAAAUAGAUAGCAGGUGCACGUAAUGGUUAUUUUAUGGGUUUUUGUUUUAAAAAAGAAAAGAUGAUUUGAAUUGAGACAAAGGGCAUGUAAAAUGUCUUGAUUCUAAUCAAGAAGCGUUUUAUACUUCCCUGCGUGGAAACGGUGGUUUGUACUGUGUAUGUGAAUGUAGCAUGUAGUGCAAAAACAGUGGCACAUAGCAGUAGUGACGCUCAGGAAAAACCAGUGAACUGCUGGUUGUUACCUUGAGAGAACGUCACACAGAUCUCUGCAACGUGUGGGCCACCCAGCCGAACGCUGGGUGUGUCUGGUGGUCAGCCAGGUGUUUCCCACAGAGACAUGCACACACCCAUUUUUGAAGUACCUGAUAGAUGACAGAACUAGGAGACUGUUCACAGCCGGUGGGCUGCGUCACAGCCAGUGGGUUGCGAGCUGUGGAGGCCUAGCUCAAAGGCGUGGGUUCUGCUUGUGCAGUAUGGCUUGGCGACAGUGAUGUUUGUUUGCUAACGUGUUCAGUUCCUGAAAUCAUCAUUUGGGCAACCAACAAUUGGAUCCCACCCAACCCUCAGUCUUGGCAAACCUUUAUUUGUCAUUCCUCACAUAUAAUGCAGCUCUGUCUGCAGCGGUGAAAUGGUUUUAUCUUGGAGAAACACAGCUAGCUUGUAUCUAAUUGAGGCUUUCCACAAAAUUUCGGUAUGGUAUCAGUUGGAAAAUCUGUCACUAGUGUAUGACUGAGUGAUGAUAAGUGGGAGUGAGAAACUGCUAACUAGUGAUCACAGUAAAUAUCUCAUAUGUGUGUGUUGGUGAAAACCUCUCACCCGCUUUAUUAUUUUUUUAAAGUGA